This is a messenger RNA of Cotesia glomerata, 1729 nucleotides long. It is a transcript of the gene IntS14, whose product is annotated as integrator complex subunit 14. Gene Ontology annotation, cellular component: integrator complex. The record is from RefSeq and is a predicted model, not a curated record. The transcript has 5 exons. The coding region runs from base 133 to 1662 and encodes 509 amino acids. Gene Ontology annotation, biological process: snRNA 3'-end processing. NCBI's taxonomy places the organism in Eukaryota, Metazoa, Arthropoda, Insecta, Hymenoptera, Braconidae.
UAAUAAUAAAAAGCCAUGUGUCAAAAACGCUUGAAAUUAAAAAGGUAAACAGUUGACCUAACCCUUAAAAAUAAAUUACUCCUUAAAUUAUGUUUUGAUAUUUUUUAAGCAAUUGGUUGAUUUUAAAUAAAAAUGCCGACAGUAAUAGCUCUGGAUGUGUCUUUAUCAAUGAGACGUCCCGUGAUAUCAACAGGAAUAGAUGCAUCACAAAAUGAACAAUUGACUAGGCAUCACCUAGCAGUGCAGGGUAUCAACACUUUACUGAAUUAUCUACAAGUUAAUUCUAAAUUGGAGUUCGUAUCACUAGUUGUAUUUUCAUCGCUGUAUGAAUUAAUCUGUCCGUUCACUCGCGACUAUGACAGCAUACGUUCUCGGCUGCAGAUGAUAGAAGAGCGCGACAAGACAUGCAUAGAGACCGCGUUGCACGGGGUUAAUAGCGUAAUAAUGAGCGAGUGGGGAAAUUCGACAGCAUGUCAGGUUAUUUUGAUCACCGAUGGAAACCCAGGAGUCGGUGCAAUGUCUCUAGGACAUUCUCUUAAAUCACUGCAUGUUGCUCGUGAGAAUCCAUUUCCUUUGCCCUUUCCUUUUCCUGGUAAACUCAGUGUUGUCUGUAUCGCUUCUCAGCAAGACGCAGGAUUAUCACAAGGACUGCCAUUAUACCAAAAGUUAGUAGAUUUGGCAGGUGAAGACAGCGGAGUGCUUAUUCCCGAGGGUUCGCUCUCAAAAACCUCAGUAAAUAACUGUUUCCAAAAACUCGCCGAAACUAAUUACGUGUCUUUCCAAGGAUACCUGAAGUGUGGAAACCUGGGGUCAAGAAUCCACUUAUCUCCGGCGCCGAUGAGUUACACAAAACGAACAGACUUUGAACUAGUCCCCGGAAUGACGAUAUCUAAGACAAUUGAAAUCUGCGGGUUCAUUUCAGUGAGCGACGUCGGGAGUCCUAAUUCAAUUUCUCGGCAUCUAGUGCUGCCUUUACCAACAGAAAAGACUCCCAGUAUGCAAGGCGUAGUGUCUUUGGAGGAAGAAUCUGAUGCUGAAGACAAUAGUGAUGAAGGAAAGUCCGCUUCUUUUUGUGUCUUACUCCACGGAGCGCUAAAAGUCGAGAACAUGGCUGCGCUUUGUCUUCUGCAAACCGACUGGUAUGGAUUUAUUUACUCUUGGGCAGAUACCAAGAAGAAAUCGAACCUUAUGCUGACGGUAUUGGAGCCUGGAGCCUAUGUCGUACCUUGGUUAGGAAAUUUUAACCAUCUGGGACCUGCUGAUGUUGUCAGCAAGAAUGUUGAGGUUCUGGCUUUCCCUAUCAAGCCUACUGAAAAAAGAAGUUACUCUCAAAACGCACCUUCUUGGAUCAGGCAGGUCGGAUUGCAGUCUGAUAUUCAGAAAAUUUUGAGGCAUGCGAGAAAAUUGCCAGAGAAGACUCAAAAUUUUUAUAAAGAAUUGAACAGAUUACGUCGCGCAGCAUUGUCCAUGGGAUUCAUUGAACUGCUUGAUGGAUUAGCUGCAAUAUUUGAACGCGAAUGUACGCUUCUUCCCACAAACUUACACUACGACUGUGCGAUUCAAAUGGGACAUGUCGCAAAUAUGUUAAGAAAACCUUUUUCUAGGGAAUUAAAAAAUAAUAUUACACCCAUUAAAAGCGCUAAAUUUCAUCAAGAUCAAUGAAUAUUUGUAUUUAAAAUUUAUUAAUUUAUAAAAAAAAUAUUUUUCAUUAAACAAUUUUGCAAUAAUA